UUCCAAGAAAUACCAACCCAAAAAGAACUCGAAGGAGGAAGAAGAAUACAAGUAUACGUCAUGUAAAGCUUUCCUUUCCACCCUGAAUGAAAUGAAUGACUACGCUGGGCAGCAUGAAGUGAUCUCCGAGAACAUGGCCUCCCAGAUUACUGUGGAGUUAGCCCGCUAUGUCCAAGAACUGAAGCAGGAAAGGAAAUCGCAUUUCCACGAUGGGAGGAAGGCACAGCAGCACAUAGAGACUUGCUGGAAGCAGCUUGAAUCAAGUAAAAGGCGGUUUGAGCGAGACUGCAAAGAGGCUGACCGAGCGCAACAGUAUUUUGAGAAAAUGGAUGCUGACAUCAAUGUUACAAAAGCCGAUGUUGAAAAGGCUCGACAGCAGGCUCAAAUACGUCACCAAAUGGCAGAAGACAGCAAAGCUGAUUACUCGUCAAUUCUCCAGAAGUUCAACCAAGAACAGCAUGAGUAUUACCACACACAUAUACCCAGCAUCUUUCAGAAAAUACAAGAGAUGGAGGAAAGAAGGAUAGUGCGAAUCGGAGAAUCAAUGAAGACUUAUGCAGAGGUUGAUCGGCAGGUGAUACCGAUUAUCGGCAAAUGCUUGGAUGGAAUUGUAAAGGCAGCUGAAUCGAUUGAUCAGAAAAACGAUUCACAGCUGGUGAUCGAAGCUUACAAGUCAGGCUUUGAGCCGCCCGGUGACAUCGAAUUUGAGGAUUUUACUCAACCGAUGAAGCGCACUGUGUCAGAUAACAGCCUUUCCAACUCCAGGGGAGAAGGCAAAACCGAGCUAAAAUUUGGUGGCAAAACCAAGGGGAAGUUAUGGCCGUUCAUCAAGAAAAACAAGCUUAUGUCCCUUUUAACAUCCCCCCAUCAGCCUCCCCCUCCUCCCCCUGCCUCUGCCUCACCCUCUGCUGUUCCCAACGGCCCCCAGUCUCCCAAGCAGCAAAAGGAACCCCUCUCCCACCGCUUCAACGAGUUCAUGACCUCCAAACCCAAAAUCCACUGCUUCCGGAGCCUAAAGCGAGGGAGCAAAUUAUGCAGACAAAUUACCAAGACUCAGUCUUUCUGUUUUCACAAAGAACUCAUGAAGAGGACAAUAGGCAAACCCACGUAUGCCUUUGAGGCUAGGGACUAUGUUCUUUCUCUCAAGCUGGGCUCAACACCAGAGGACUUCAGCAACCUGCCACCUGAACAGAGGAGGAAAAAGCUGCAACAGAAAGUCGAUGAAUUAAAUAAAGAAAUCCAGAAGGAGAUGGAUCAAAGAGAUGCUAUAACAAAAAUGAAAGAUGUCUACCUAAAGAACCCUCAGAUGGGAGACCCCGCCAGUUUGGAUCACAAAUUAACCGAAGUUGGCCAAAAUAUAGAAAAACUGCGUCUAGAGGCCCAGAAAUUUGAGGCCUGGCUGGCAGAGGUAGAAGGCAGGCUCCCAGCACGCAGCGAACAAGCCCGCCGACAGAGCGGACUGUAUGAUGCCCAGCACCCGCCACCAGUCAACAACUGUGCCCAAGACCGCGAGAGCAGCCCCGAUGGCAGUUACACAGAGGAGCAGAGUCAGGAGAGUGAGCUGAAGGUGCUGGCCACGGACUUUGACGACGAAUUCGAUGACGAGGAGCCCCUUCCAGCCAUCGGGACUUGUAAAGCUCUCUACACAUUUGAAGGUCAGAACGAAGGGACCAUUUCGGUGGCAGAAGGGGAGACGCUGUACGUGAUCGAGGAGGAUAAAGGCGACGGCUGGACCCGCAUCCGGAGAAACGAAGAUGAAGAGGGCUAUGUGCCCACCUCGUACGUCGAAGUCUAUUUGGACAAAAAUGCCAAAGAUUCCUAGAGCCUGCGGCCGGGAUCCAGAGCCUGGGGGAAGCCUUCUUCCCAGGAGAAACCACUGGGUCUGCUUGUCUCCACAGGCCUCCAACCAUCAGAUCCGUGGUCUGGUCUGGUCUGGUCUGGAGCGGAGCGCGUGCGCGCGUGCGCGCGUGCGGCCUCAGCCCGAAACGACGUCCCCACCCCACCGUGCAGUUGCCUGCCUUUUCCAUUCUUUCUACAGCAUGCGUCUUGUGGCUCAGCUUUUCCCACGGCCCAGCCUGGCCGCCUUUGUGUAUGUUGCGGGGAGGAGGGGGCACAAGUCCCCCUCGACCCCACCCUGCACAGGCAAGGGAAGGCCACUGAAGCAGCCCCCGCCCUCCCUCCCCUGGCCCACAGUCCACCCGGCGAUGGUCCUGGCCAGUCUUCAUUUCACACUGUGCCUUCUGUGACAACUUUGCCACCAGUCUCACGGGGAGACUGACAGAAUCUGGAUCAGGAGGGCCAGACCGAAGCCAGGUGGACUGCGCGCCCAGCCGGCCUCUCCCUGUCCCCAGCCGAGGUACCUAUUCACAAUCUCUUCCAGCGCCCGCCAGGAUGGCGGGGCCCUUUUCUGGUGACGGGCGCUCUGCCCAUUCUGAAGCGGGGCCUGUUGUCUCCCCCGUGUUGAGAACUGCAGGUGGGGGCACUUGGGGAGUGGGUGUCUCACUUCUAAGCCACGUCACACAAUUCCUCUUUUGGUGACUUCCAAGAUUAGCACCUGAGGAUGUCAGCACCUUCGUCACCAAGGCCCCUGUGCCUCUUGUGGGCCUUCACGUCAUGCAGUGGCGACAGCUUCUGCCUUGGGUCACGUGUCUCCCGGGCCACCCUGACUUAAGGGAGGCUGCUUUCCGAUUUUUGUUUCCUUCCCCGUGGAUAGCUAACUACGGUCUUCUGACAGUGGGGCAGCCACAGUUGAGGGAGCUCGGCUGUGAGCAAGAACACCCCCUGCCGCUGAAGGACCAUGCUGGGCCUCUGUAUCCAUCCAUCCAUCCAUCCAUCCUUUGUUUGGGUCUUGAUACCUAGGUGGCCGCCUGGAGCAUUCUUCACCACAUCCAAGACAGAGAGGGGCACUGCAGAAUCAGAUCCUGAGGGUUGGCCUCUGCUGAGGGCCUGCCCGUGUUCAGAGGCUCAUUGUGUGUGUGACAUGAGGGAACGACUUCCUGUCAGCACACAAGGUUGACCUCACACCACACUUCAGAAGCAGCGAGCACGGUCAGCCCUCAGUGACUAGAAACCACACGUGAGGCCACAGGAGGCAGUUGAGGUGGGAGGCGACAGCUCUGUGUUUCUGAGAGCAAGCCCUGUCUGUCUGGCUC
Echinops telfairi (small Madagascar hedgehog) is the source of this 3152-nucleotide messenger RNA. RefSeq names its product formin binding protein 1 (gene FNBP1). Gene Ontology annotation, biological process: signal transduction. The transcript has 17 exons. The coding region runs from base 92 to 1822 and encodes 576 amino acids. NCBI's taxonomy places the organism in Eukaryota, Metazoa, Chordata, Mammalia, Afrosoricida, Tenrecidae. Gene Ontology annotation, molecular function: protein binding. The record is from RefSeq and is a predicted model, not a curated record.